AUAAAUAAGGUCGGCGGAUUUUCAUAAAUUAAAAAAAAAAAAAGAAAAGAAAACAAAGACUGGGAGAAGACGGCCCCGAAACAGAGAUCGAUUUAGCUGAAGAUGAAGAUUUUCGUCAAAACUCUCAAAGGCUCUCACUUCGAUGUCGAAGUCAAAGCCGAAGAUGUGGUUUCUGAUGUAAAAAAGAACAUAGAAACUGUUCAAGGAGCAGAUGUUUAUCCUGCUGCACAACAAAUGCUUAUCCAUAAGGGGAAAGUUCUUAAAGAUGACACGACACUGGCUGAGAACAGUGUCACUGAAAAUAGCUUUAUUGUCAUCAUGUUAACUAAGAAUAAGAGUUCAUCUGGUGAGGGUUCAACUGCUUCAACAGCUCCUACAACUAAAGCUCCCCAGGCAAGUGUACCUCCGCCAGCCCCAACACCAGCUUCUACUGCACCUGUUGCAACUACAGCUCCGGCUGCACCUGUCACUGAAUCUGCUCCUGUUGCUUCAAGUACUCCUGCGUCAGAAUCUGAUGUUUAUGGCCAAGCAGCAUCCAAUCUGGUUGCAGGAAGUCACUUAGAGGGAGCAAUUCAGCAAAUUCUUGAUAUGGGUGGAGGGACCUGGGAUAGGGAUAUUGUUGUACGCGCUCUUCGUGCUGCUUAUAAUAACCCUGAAAGAGCUGUUGAAUAUUUGUAUUCUGGUAUCCCUGAGCAAGCUGAAGUUCCACCUGUGGCCCGUGCCCCUGUAGUUGGGCAAGCCACUAACCCUCCAGCACAGCCUCAACAGCCUGCACAAGUGUCACCUGUUCCUACAAGUGGACCCAAUGCAAAUCCAUUAGACCUCUUUCCUCAGGGCCUUCCCAAUAUGGGUGCAGGUGGUGGUGCUGGGGCAGGCACUCUUGAUUUUUUGCGUAACAGUCAACAGUUUCAAGCUUUGCGAGCGAUGGUGCAGGCCAACCCACAAAUAUUGCAGCCUAUGCUUCAGGAGUUGGGGAAACAAAAUCCUCAUUUAAUGAGGCUUAUUCAAGAGCAUCAGGCUGAUUUUCUUCGCCUGAUUAAUGAACCUGCUGAAGGUGGAGAGGGGAACAUUUUGGGGCAAUUAGCCGAGGCGAUGCCGCAAGCUGUACAAGUGACGCCUGAGGAACGUGAAGCCAUAGAACGGCUUGAAGCCAUGGGCUUUGAUCGAGCGACCGUGCUCCAGGUGUUCUUUGCCUGCAACAAGAAUGAAGAACUGGCUGCCAACUACCUUUUAGAUCAUAUGCAUGAGUUUGAGGAUUGACUUGGUAAAGAAAAUGUCUAGGCGAAAGUACAUUUUUUUUUCUGUCUUUUGUUAUUCAUCUCCGUACCUGUCUUGACUUUUAUUUCUUAAUCAAGUGAUUGUGAAGUGUUUGGUGCAGACACAAGGGAUAUCAAGAUGUAACUUUCUUUUUAGGAACCCAUUACAACGUUUAUAUACAAAGUGUCUUCGUAAUUUUGUGUAUAUUUAAGAGCAGAUUUGCAUGCA
Molecule: messenger RNA, 1485 nt
Organism: Theobroma cacao (cacao)
Lineage: Eukaryota; Viridiplantae; Streptophyta; Magnoliopsida; Malvales; Malvaceae
Product: ubiquitin receptor RAD23d-like
Biological process (GO): proteasome-mediated ubiquitin-dependent protein catabolic process; nucleotide-excision repair
Cellular component (GO): nucleoplasm; cytosol
Molecular function (GO): polyubiquitin modification-dependent protein binding; proteasome binding; damaged DNA binding
Source: RefSeq, a predicted model, not a curated record